UGCCUUACUUCGUGGAUAAAAGUUUUGACAAAACUUACAGAGGAGCAUCUCUUCGUGAUCUGGAGAAAACAAUAGAGAAAGAUUAUAUCGAUUACAUCCAGACAAGUUGUUGGAAGGAGAAACAGCAAAGCGACGGUGGCGCGGCUCCCUGCGGCGGCCAUUUCCAACGAGCUGGCGGGGGCGAAGGAUGGCGACGCCCCUCGGGUGGUCGCAGGGAGGCUCAGGAUCUGUGUGUCUUGCCUUCGACCAACUGCGGGACGUUAUUGAAUCUCAGGAGGAACUGAUCCACCAGCUGAGGAAUGUGAUGGUUCUCCAGGAUGAAAAUUUUGUCAGUAAAGAAGAGUUCCAGGAAGUAGAGAAAAAGCUGGUGGAAGAGAAAGCUGCUCAUGCCAAAACCAAGGCUCUUUUGGCCAAGGAAGAAGAGAAGUUGCAGUUUGCCCUCGGAGAGGUGGAGCUGCUGUACAAGCAGCUGGAGAAAGAAAAGCUGGCCUUUGAAAAAGCGCUCUCCAGUGUCAAGAGCAGAGUCCUACAGGAGUCUAGCAAGAAGGACCAGCUCAUCACCAAAUGCAAUGAAAUUGAGUCUCACAUUAUAAGGCAAGAAGAUAUACUUAAUGGCAAAGAGAAUGAGAUUAAGGAGUUGCAGCAAGUUAUCAGCCAGCAGAAACAGAUCUUCAGGAAUCACAUGUCUGACUUCUGGAUUCAGAAGCAGCAAGAGAACUACAUGAUUCAGGUGCUGAACCAGAAGCAUAAGAAAGCCUCUGGGACAUGUCAGGCCCACAGCUGUCAAUGUCCCAGGGGAAAAUAAAAUGGCACUUUCCUUCCUGUUCUUUGUAAUACCCAACUUAUACAUUCUCUGCUCUGGGGAGCCCUUUGGGGCCUUUCACCCCUCCAGAGACGGGGCAGAAAAGGUACUAGUUUCUUGGUCUGUCUGCAUUCUUGAGAGAAUCGAGGCACUGGGGGCUAGAUGAGGGACAGGUCUUGGACAAUCAUUUGCCCUGCCACUUGGAAGGAGAUGCCUCUCAAGUCUCCAGCCCCUGCUGCUCCUCUCGCUCCCUUGGGAGGUGGUAGGGUCCAUGGGAAUGGAAGUGGAGCUAGGUCUUUGUAGUCAGUAGAUACUAUGGCUUGCUUGCUUUGGAUAUUUAAUCCUUUCCCACAUAAACAGCCUUGGUUAUCCCAGUUAACAUCUUACCUGGACUCCAAUAAAUUUGAUUUUCUCAUGUUGGCUACAGAGCAGGUUGGGCUGUAUGUGUGUAUGUGU
This is a messenger RNA of Nannospalax galili (Upper Galilee mountains blind mole rat), 1258 nucleotides long. It is a transcript of the gene Spata24, whose product is annotated as spermatogenesis associated 24. NCBI's taxonomy places the organism in Eukaryota, Metazoa, Chordata, Mammalia, Rodentia, Spalacidae. Gene Ontology annotation, molecular function: DNA binding. The record is from RefSeq and is a predicted model, not a curated record. The transcript has 7 exons. Gene Ontology annotation, cellular component: cytoplasm; nucleus. Bases 188 to 805 code for a protein of 205 amino acids.